Molecule: messenger RNA, 1812 nt
Organism: Symbiodinium sp. CCMP2456
Lineage: Eukaryota; Dinophyceae; Suessiales; Symbiodiniaceae
Source: the annotation of a GenBank genome assembly
AUGAUGAUGCUCCUCAUGGUGGUUCUUCCCUCCCUACUUACGGGUGGCCUUGCCAUCCGCGAGAUGCCACCAGAAUCUACGGGUCAGCAGCCCGGUGAGGCCUCACCAAUUGAGGAAGCCGCUGCUGAAGUGGAGAAGACUUUGGCCGAGGUGGGAGAUAUAGACACAAACAAGACGGCGUGCAGUCCUCUAACUUUCACACUUCCGCACGGCUACAGGCCAGGUGCAUACCUUUGGGCAGCAUUAUCUGGGAAUGGGGUCACUGUUCGGCCAGUUGUUGAGCCCAAUUGUUCGGUGAAAUCCUUGCGGGACGGAAAUUGCACAAGCUUGCUAGGAAAGCAUCUUUCUGGUAGCGGACCUGGUAGCGUACUUGGCGAGAUGUACGUGCGCAAGAUCGGGGAUCUUGAUGCAAGCCAGCACGACCGCAAAACAAUUCUGCUUCAUUGGGCAUCAAUGGUACGUGGCCAAAAGGACUACCCAGUCACAGUCGAGUUGGAAUGUGAAGGCAGAACACAGCAUACGUUGCCAGAAGACGUGGACGAUGUCCUGAUGACUUUCAGUUGUGCAGCGCUUCUGCCGCUUCUGCUUGUGCUCGCAUGUCUGGGGGUGUUCAUCAUGCCAUGCUUCUUUUGCCGGCUGUGCGGUGCUUGCGGCGGGAUCGGGUUGGCAGCAGUUCCUCCAGGUCCGGAAUCUCCCGAUCAUGUUGCAACAUGGCUGGAGCAGAGCUGGUUCAUACGUGCAACAGAUUGGAGUUGGAUUCGGGUUGGUGUUGUGAUUGUCCUGGCAUCUCGCUUGUUUCUUGUAUCUUGCAUGUUCCCAACUUCUGCAACACUGCUGAACACUGUGUCGUGGUGCAUUAGUUUAUGCCAUCUGGUGCUGGGUCUCUCCGUCAUUUGGGGCCUUCGUUCUAUGCGCAGGGUCAUGCUUGCCUACUGCACUGACGACCUUCAGAUGUCAUUACGAGGCGAGUUCCGGCUGAUAGCCUGUGUGCUUGCUCCGAAAAUGUUUCUGGCGUUUGUGAUUAGCACAGGGGGCCUGCCGAUUCUAUGCAUUCUGUUCAUCUCACAUCAAGUCUACGGCUAUGGCGAUGCGGGGUUAGUACAGGGCCUGGCUUUCCUCGGUUGUGAAAGCUUGAUCUUCAUCAUGAUGACCAGGUUUUUGCUUGAGGCCGCCAUUGCAGGCCGUAUUGUGGAGGCCGAGGUUGGCGAAGUAAAACGAGGCCUCGACAUGCUAACAGUAGACCCAGAUCUUUUGACGAAAGCACGCGCGGGUUGCGGAAAGCUCGCAAAAGAGAUCCUUCCGGAGCUGGCAAAGAUAAGUGGACCAACAUUGUGCCUCGCAGCAUUGCAUGGUGCAUUGCAUUUUGUCUAUGUUGUUGGCUGGCUCGUGAUGACAAGCGGGGAGUAUAUGCCAUCCACGUAUUUGACCUUUCUCUUGGUAUGCUCGCAGCUGGACAUUUUGGUUGGACCUCUAUGCCUCUUCCUGCCCGCCAGAGUUUCUGAUGCCUUUGCAGACCUAUUGGAAAUCUUGAAUGAGCUGCGGAUCAAGCCAGUCAAGGAGGGUUGCAGUGCUGAGGUGGACAGAGAAGUUCGACUCAUGCGUAGCUUCAUCAAAGACGCAAACCGUGGGAACGGCUUGGGCUUCAAACUACUCGGGACAGUAGUGGACAAGCAGAUGAUUAUUUCGAUCGUCACGAAGCUUGUCGCCGCGUCUUCCGUCGUUGUGACAUUGCUGCGCCAGGUAUACAAAGCGGGACAGGAUGAAGUGGAGGCAGAACAUCUGCUCGCGGGAGAUGGACCCGUGUAUGGCUGA